AUGUCGCAGUUUCGGGACACGUUCACGAAAGACGAGCAGCGAGAGAAUCUGCUAGACUAUGACGACAAUGCUUUUAUGUUCUUCUUAUGCAGCGUCACUGUCUGCAUAUUAAUUCCUUGGAGUUUCUUUUUCUUCCGAAAAUGCCUCGCCGUGUCCAACGCCUACCGGCAGAAGUACCCCGAAACCUCUGCCGUGGGCUCGAAAUUCAAAUACUGCCAGUGCCGUGCAUGCGUCGCGCAACGGGCUGAACUUCACAAGAAACUUUCUCUAUUUCGUACCCGCUUUCUCACCAAGGGGCGGCUCAUUGAAUUCGGUGCUCUCAUGAUAUGCUGGCUGGGCUUCGUCUUGAUCUGCCGCAACCUGCAGGACGUUCAGAGUAUAAAGACCUUCGACCCCUUCGAAAUCCUCGACGUCAGCCCGUCAGCAACGCAGCGGGAAAUCAAAAAGGCAUACCGUCUCAUGUCUCUCAAAUACCACCCAGACAAAAACGUCAAUGACCCCACUCAGGGCGCCAGAUUCAUCAUGAUCGCCAAGGCCUACCAGGCACUAACGGACGAAGUGGCCAAAAAGAACUACGAAAAAUACGGAAACCCCGACGGUCCCGGCGGCAUGAAGAUCGGUGUCGGGCUUCCAAGAUUUUUAGUUGAAGAAACCAAUCAAAUUUUCGUCCUCUCGUUCUUCUUUCUAUUCCUUCUUGUCGUAUUGCCCAUGAUUUUCCUCUGCUACUAUCAGCGGCAGAAGAAAUAUGCUCCUAACGGAGUCAUGGUUGAUACGGUGCAAUUCCUCACGCAUGUGAUGACGGAAGGCACACGUAUUAGGAACUUGCCGGAGCUGCUUGCUGCUAGCGGAGAGAGUCGCGCAAUGAAGAUCGAACGCGACGAUGACAAGGACAUGCAACAGAUAUGUGAUGCUGUUGUAGAGACGAAAAAACGCAUAUUCACAAUGCCUGUGAUCGUCAGGGACUCGCUGCCGAUAACGCAGUGCAUGAUGGAGAUUUCCGUUCUCAGCGAUUGGUUCAUGACUGCUGACUCCGUCUUGGAGUUCCGGCGUAGCCUGGUUCAAGCCAUCAAUGGGAGGACGGAAUCACUGUUACAAAUUCCUCACUUUGAUGAGGACGUUGUUCGCCACUGUCAUCGGGGAAAGCAUGUUAUUCGCGAGCUGGGCGACUUCUUACGUCAAGAGGGGGAGGAACGGCGAGGCACCGUAGAUAUGUCAAAGGAACAACUAGCUGACAUUCAGGCCUUUUGUGACCAUGUUCCCAAUAUUGAACUCCGAGUGGACGUAAUUGUGGACGACGAGGCAGAAAUCGUCGUCGGUGAUGUAGCGACGUGCCGCAUUACGCUGAUACGGAAAAAUUUGAAGGAAGGCGAAGCUGCUGGAGCGGUGCAUGCACCGUACUUCCAAGAACCAAAAUACGAAGAGUGGUGGUUAUUCCUAAAGGAAAAGGGCGACGGUGCUGGUGGAGGGCGUCUAAUUAGUUUUGUAAAAUCUAGAAACUUGGAGAGGGUAGUCAGAGAAAGUCUACAGUUUAGAGUUGGAAGGCCUGGCAAGAACGUGGUGACAGUUGUCGCUUGUUGCGAUUCCUAUGCGGGAGUCGACGUCACAAUUGAUGCGGAAUUUAGAGUAUACACGCCCGAGGAAAAGCCUCGCGAAGUUUUCGUGCAUCCGGAAGAUGUCAAGCUGGAUGAGGAGCCGACUCUCUUCCAACAGAUGCUCGGUGAUGUGUGCGUCAACUCCAGUGACGAAGAAGAAGAGUUUGACCUAGACGAAGCUCCAAAAGUUGUAAGGAAAAAGGCAUCUAUCGAUACGGACGGAACAGCUGCUACAAAGCAGGAGGAUGCAAAGGAGGCCGAGACAUCCGCUGAAGCGCCAGCCUCAGCGACAGAGCCAAAGAAGAAUGAUGGCGUUACCGCCACCGCAAAUUCGCAAGUUUCUUCGGCUUAA
This is a messenger RNA of Eimeria mitis, 1944 nucleotides long. Its product is annotated as DnaJ domain-containing protein, putative. Gene Ontology annotation, biological process: post-translational protein targeting to endoplasmic reticulum membrane; SRP-dependent cotranslational protein targeting to membrane. The record is from RefSeq and is a predicted model, not a curated record. NCBI's taxonomy places the organism in Eukaryota, Apicomplexa, Conoidasida, Eucoccidiorida, Eimeriidae. Bases 1 to 1944 code for a protein of 647 amino acids. Gene Ontology annotation, molecular function: transmembrane protein transporter activity; RNA binding. Gene Ontology annotation, cellular component: Sec62/Sec63 complex. The transcript has 10 exons.